Molecule: messenger RNA, 976 nt
Organism: Purpureocillium takamizusanense
Lineage: Eukaryota; Fungi; Ascomycota; Sordariomycetes; Hypocreales; Ophiocordycipitaceae
Exons: 1
Coding region: 83-976 (297 amino acids)
Source: RefSeq, a predicted model, not a curated record
AGGGGAGGUGUGUGCUGGAAUAUAAGCUCUCGUGUCUCCCGCCUUGUCCGACGUUGGUUGUGUUUGCCUGUCUGCAGCGUGCAUGCUUGUAUGUCAUCGGUAUAGCCUCACCUCACCUCACCUCACUUACACCGAAAUGACAACUCCCUCCCACAGCCAGCCAGACAUCAUGUCCGACCCGGCAGAAUCAACAUCACCAUUGGCUCCCCGGCGCCCGCCUCUCGGCUUCCUCAGCCUCCCGCCCGAGAUCCGCCUCCAAAUCUACGCCCUGCUGCUCAUCCUCCCGCCCUACUCCAAGUACGACCUGCCGCCUUGCGACUAUCACCACCACCACAACUCCUCCUCCUCGCACUCUUCGCCAUCACCACCAUCACAACAUCACCAUGCCCACCAACAAGUCAGCCAGAAGCAGCACCAGCACCAGCAGCACGACAUCCACCCCGCCCUCCUCCAGACCUGCCGCCUCAUCCACCUCGAGGCCUCCCCCAUCCUCUACUCCCUCAACACCUUCGUCGCCCACCCCUCCCUGCUCGCCUCCUUCCCACGCCUCCGCCCCCGCUGGCGCGGCGGUCCCGUCCGCGAAGCCCGCGCCCUCGCCCGCCUCCGCCGCUUCCACCUCACCCUCCGCCUCGACUGCGACCUGCCCUUCUCCCGCGACCGCGCCGCCCGCGCCUUCUCCGGCGCAGACGCCCUCGUCGUCGACGCCGUCCAGGCCGUCUUCCUCGGCGUCGGCUGCGCCAACCUGCGUGUCCUCGAGGGCGUGCGCGGCGUGGGGCGCGCGCGCGUCGUGGGCAGCACCACCGGGUUCGAGGACUACGUGCGCUGGCUCGAGGGCGUCAUGAUGAGCCCGCCUGGCGUCGAGGUCGUGGCCUUUAAAGGGGAGCGCGGGGACGGGGACGGCAGCGACGCCUUGUCGCAUCGCCUCAACGUCCACGUCUGGCCGGUUGCCAUCAAGGAGAUUGAGGCCCACGGCUGA